Prorocentrum cordatum is the source of this 527-nucleotide messenger RNA. Lineage: Eukaryota; Dinophyceae; Prorocentrales; Prorocentraceae. The record is from the annotation of a GenBank genome assembly.
GAGUCACGGGUGACCGCCGGCGCAGGCGGGUGCGUCGCGGCGGACCCGUGGGGCUUGGAGCGCCGGGGCGACGAUAUCGCGGAGCUGCAGCCAGGCGUCAACUCGGCGGACGUGCACAAGCAGCGGCACGUCUGGCUGAUGCGAGAGGCGUGCAGGUAUUGCCAGACCUACGACGCCUUCUGCCGGAUAUCCAUGAGUGCAGUUGGCCGCACCCAUGGGGGCCUUGGUCGGCAUGUGCGCGUUCGGGGUGAUCGCCCUGCUCCUGAUGCGCCACGACAUGGCGGACCACCGUGCAGGAGACGCUGGUGUCGACGUGCCUCCUGGUCUCUGGAGAGGUGAUCUGCUUCGUGGUGGUCCUCGCGUGCUUCGGCAACGGCGGGGAUCCAGGCUGUGUCGGAUAUCUCAUGCCCGUCGCCCUCGCGUCCAAGGCCACGUGGUUGAUGUACUACCUCACGCUGUUCCGCGUGACGGAGAGCGAGACCGGCACGUUUCUGCCGCGAGCGUUUGCAGCGGUGCUCUACCUCGAC